GAGUGCAGACAGAUGGGGCCUGGUGCCCUUGAGCAGUUCCCGGGUCUCUGCUGCCACACAUCUCAUAGCGGGUGAUGCUGGGGGAAGCUUAUGCAGUCACAGUACUGGCUUCUUCCUCUUUUUCUUUCCAUACAAGUGGCUUAGGGAUGGGGUAGAGUAGUUGACUUAUUUGGAUGAAAACCACUAUCUUCUGUCAGAAACUCAAAAGGAAUCAUUGCUGGCAUGGUAACCUAAAGAAAAACAACCAGACAAGUGCCCAACGACAGUUAAAAAGGUUAUUUAUUAUCUUGCCAAGUUUAGGCUGGGCGUGGUGACUCAUGCCUGUAAUCCCAGCAUUUUGGGAGGCUGAGGCUGGUGGAUCACCUGAGGCCAGGACUUCGAGACCAGCCUGACCAAUACGGCAAAACCUCGUCCCUACUAAAAAUACAAAAAUUAGCCGGGCAUGGUGGUGUGAGCCUGUAGUCCCAGCUACUCAGGAGGCUGAGACAGGAGAAUUGCUUAGAUUCAGGAGGUGGAGGUUUUAGUGGGCCGAGAUCACGCCAUUGCACUCCAGACUGUGCGACAGAACGACACUCUGUCAAAAAAAAAAAAAAAAAUUAUCCUGCAAAAUUUGAAAAGGAAAUUCAAAUCAACAGCUUCUAAACUACUUUUUAACAUGACUCAUAAUAAGAAAUACAUUCUAUAGUACAUAUAUAUGUUCUAUAAUUUUGAAUAAAAGAAUUAACCACAUCACAUUUAUUUUACAACAUGUAAUACAUAUUUUUUAUUUUCCUUCAUUUGUUUUGAAUGCUCUGUGCAGUCUACAAAAAGUCCAAUAGUAAUAAUUAAAUUAGUCAUUAAGUUGAACAUUAUCUUGUCUUUUAAAAUGAUAAUCUCAAAAAUGAUCUUUUAUUUUUGAGAUUUAUAUAGAUACACACACACACACACACACACACACACACACACACACACACAGAGAGAGAGAGAGAGAGACAGAGUUUCACUCUGUCGCCCAGGCUGGAGUGCAGUGGCACAAUCUUGGCUAACUGCAACCUCCGUCUCCCGGGUUCAAGCAAUUCCUCUGCCUCAGCCUCUGAGUAGCUGGGACUACAGGCGUGCACCAUCAUGCCCAGCUAAUUUUUGUAUUCUUAGUAGAGAUGGGGUUUCACCAUAUUGGCCAGGCUCGUGUCAACUCCUGACCUCGUAAUCUGCCCACCGUGGCCUCCCAAAGUGCUGGGACUAUAAGUGUGAGCCACUGCACCCGGUCCAAGAUAAAAUUAUUUUAACAAUAUACUAUGAAGAGAAAAACACUGGCUAUGAAAGAAUAUGCAUAGUUUUACCCUGUUUAAAAAUAAAGAUUGAAAGAAUACAUAUGCAAAUAAGUUUACUUUUAUUUUUGGUAAUACUUUACUGGAUUGUCUGAAUAUUGACAAUCAGUAUGCAUCAUGAAGCUACAUGGCUAACAUUGAGUACUCACUGUGUGUGCCAGGCCCUGGGUUCAAUGCUCUACAUGCACUUAUAUUUCAUUUAAUUCUCUCUGCAACCUGAGAUGGUAUAGCCACCUCAUUUUACAGAGUUGAAACUGAGGCUCAGAGACUGAAAGUUAAGCCUGAGGUUACAGUCAAUAAGAGGCAGAGCUGGAACUGAAACCUACGUGUGUCUGACCACCAGUUCAUGUUCUGACGGCAGGCUAGUCUGCAUCACAGAGCGUGGGGUAGAUGGUGCAUGCCUGCUAGGAUGGGCUAGGUAUCACUGUAGGUAAGAAACAGCCCCAAACGAUGGAAAUGUACACCACUGAAGGCUCUUUUCCUGCCCAUGCUGCACAUCCUCCAUGGCUCUCCUGUGCCCUGUGCCCCGUGCCCCACAUGCCCUCAUCCUGCCACGAGAAUAAAGGAGCAGCCUCCAUGUGGGAGCUGUCAGCUGCUCUAAGAGAUGAAGGAGAGGGUGGCCAGUCUCAAUGGCUCCCAACUCUUUUGCCUCGAGGUGACACGCUUCACUUCCACUCACAUCUCUUGGGUCAAAGCAAAUCCCAUGUGUACGUCCACUUUCAAGUGGCCCAGGAGAGAACCUGAAAUACUCGGUGGACUCCAUUAAGGCCGUCAUAUGGUGUCAGCCUGCAUGGGAGACUGUGGAGGGGCAGAGGAGGAGAGUGGGGAACUGAUGGGAAAUGACAGGAGGACUAAGUCACCGCAGAUUUGCUUUAUCCUCAGCCAGGUGGAGUUUGUCCCAGAGCUGCACAAAAUCAUCACCAGCAUGAUGAAACGGAGUAGACUUCAGAAAAAGCAGUUUGGUCAGAUGUAAUCAGCAGUGAACUGAGAAUCAACUGAGUGACAUUGAGUCAGUAAAUCUCUGACUGCCUCAGUUACCCCAUGUGAUAGUUUUGAGGAUGGGAACAUUGAGAGAGUUGGUUUGGAAGGAUAUCAAGAGUAAAAAUUCCAACAUUUUAGUUCCUUUAAGUUAAAUCCAGGCACUAUUUUUCCUGCAAGUCUCCUGUUCCUUUCAGAUUGCACAGGUGAGAGUGCUCAGAUUAGGGCUGGAGGUUGUAAACUAUUGCUCCCACACUGACAGUGCCCCCGUGUCGUGCAUGUAUUCUGUGCAUUUUCCUGUGCUAAACACUCUCCCAAAACAUGGUGGGGCCUGAUUCUUCCUCUUUGUUCCAAUGGCCCUGGGUGACUCAAGUGCCCAUUCAAUGACCAGGACACAGAGGUCUUAGAGAGAUGCUCCAUGAGGCCCCAUGUGCGAGCCUGUACCCUGCCGGAGCAUGAGGCAAGGGACAGGGCAUCGUCUGUGGGGAUAGUGGGGGUAGUGGUCAGCCAGGCUUGGUGACUCUACUUGCUCACCAGAUGAUCCUACACCUGCCACCUCCGAUGGAUCCACUGCGUCUGUGCCUGCCUGUACUGCUGAUGCUCCAGUGGAUAACUCAGCAUCCCAGCCUAGGCCCAAUGCCACUGAAGAUGGACCUGCCCCCUGGGGACCCAGGAGUCCUACCACUCAGCUGUCCCCAGGAGUGCCCAGACCCUCAUUGUUAUCCAGGACCUAGGAGCCCUACCCCUGGCCUUCCCUCAUCAGCCGUAAAUGAUGAUUUACUGCUGUUACCAUCAUCACUGCCUUCAGUGACCAAGGGCCUUCCAAGGUGCCAGCUCUGGAACGAAGGAUGCCCUUGGGAGGUGAUGACACUCAGGUUGAUGGACGGAUGGCUACGUGGAUGUGAUGGAGAUGGUUUACUAUCGGGACCUUCCGCAUCCUGCUGAUGUUUUGUUGCUUAGGAUAUGAAUGGCUGAGCGGAGGCUGUAAAACCUGGCACCCUGCUUGGGUUAUCAAUACUCUGGCUGUCUAUCGUCAUCGUGAGACUGACUUUUGUGGAGGAGUUCGAGACCACCCUGGCCAACAUGGCAAAACCCCAUCUCCACAAAAAUUGGAUAAUUUGAUAAUUAUCAUUAUUGAGUUUCUGAGACCUUACACAUUUACCAUUCUCUUCUGCACAAAUUACCUUUGUUUGUCUUUCCUGAAGACUAUCUUCCAGUCUGAAAAUGGACAUGAUGGAUCCACGGAUGUACAGCAGAGAGCCUGGAGGUCCAACCGACGUAGACAGGAAGGAAAUAAAAUUGGCCUGAAAGACGUCAUUACUCUACGGAGACAUGUGAAAAGAAAAUUUAGAGCUAAAAUCCGUAAGAGGAAGGUGACAACGAAAAUCAACCAUCAUGACAAAAUCAAUGGAAAGAGGAAGACCGCCAGAAAACAGAAAAUGUUUCAACGUGCACAAGAGUUGCGGCGGCGGGCAGAGGACUACCACAAAUGCAAAAUCCCCCCUCCUGCAAGAAAGCCUCUUUGCAACCGGGUCAGAAUGGCGGCAGCGGAGCAUCGUCAUUCUUCAGGAUUGCCCUACUGGCCCUACCUCACAGCUGAAACUUUAAAAAACAGGAUGGGCCGCCAGCCACCUCCUCCAACUCAACAACGUUCUAUAACGGAUAACUCCCUGAGCCUCAAGACACCUCCCGAAUGUCUCCAUCGUCCCCUUCCACCCUCAGUGGAUGAUAAUAUCAAGGAGUGUCCUCUUGCUCCUCUUCCACACUCUCCUCUUCCACCCUCAGUGGAUGAUAAUCUGAAGGAGUGUCUCCUUAUCCCUCUUCCACCCUCUCCUCUUCCACCCUCAGUGGAUGAUAAUCUGAAGGAGUGUCUCCUUGCUCCUCUUCCACCCUCUCCUCUUCCACCCUCAGUGGAUGAUAAUCUGAAGGAGUGUCUCCUUGCUCCUCUUCCACCCUCUCCUCUUCCACCCUCAGUGGAUGAUAAUCUGAAGGAGUGUCUCCUUGCUCCUCUUCCACCCUCAGUGGAUGAUAAUCUGAAGGAGUGUCUCCUUGCUCCUCUUCCACCCUCAGUGGAUGAUAAUCUGAAGGAGUGUCUCCUUGCUCCUCUUCCACCCUCUCCUCUUCCACCCUCAGUGGAUGAUAAUCUGAAGGAGUGUCUCCUUGCUCCUCUUCCACCCUCAGUGGAUGAUAAUCUGAAGGAGUGUCUCCUUGCUCCUCUUCCACCCUCUCCUCUUCCACCCUCAGUGGAUGAUAAUCUGAAGGAGUGUCUCCUUGCUCCUCUUCCACCCUCAGUGGAUGAUAAUCUGAAGGAAUGUCUCCUUGCUCCUCUUCCACCCUCUCCUCUUCCACCCUCAGUGGAUGAUAAUCUGGAGGAGUGUCUCCUUGCUCCUCUUCCACCCUCAGUGGAUGAUAAUCUGAAGGAGUGUCUCCUUGCUCCUCUUCCACCCUCUCCUCUUCCACCCUCAGUGGAUGAUAAUCUGAAGACUCCUCCCUUAGCUACUCAGGAGGCUGAGGCGGAAAAACCACCGAAACCCAAGAGGUGGAGGGUGGAUGAGGUGGAACAAUCACCAAAACCCAAGAGGCGGAGGGCGGAUGAGGUGGAACAAUCGCCCAAGCUCAAGAGGCAGAGGGAGGCCGAGACACAAUUACCCAAACCCAAGAGGCGGAGGGCGGAUGAGGUGGAACAAUCGCCCAAGCUCAAGAGGCAGAGGGAGGCCGAGACACAAUUACCCAAACCCAAGAGGCGGAGGUUGAGUAAGCUGAGAACACGCCAUUGCACUCAAGCCUGGGCAAUAAGAAUAAAUCCGUGGGUCGAAAAAAAGAAAAAAAUCAAAAAAUAAAACAAAACCCACACUCCAAAAACAAACUAACAAAGAAUAAAUAAAUAAUAUAAAAAUAAAAUAAA
Messenger RNA from Pan troglodytes (chimpanzee), 5190 nucleotides. It is a transcript of the gene NPIPB13, whose product is annotated as nuclear pore complex interacting protein family, member B13. Bases 3230 to 5125 code for a protein of 631 amino acids. The record is from RefSeq and is a predicted model, not a curated record. Lineage: Eukaryota; Metazoa; Chordata; Mammalia; Primates; Hominidae. The transcript has 8 exons.